Messenger RNA from Episyrphus balteatus (marmalade hoverfly), 1570 nucleotides. RefSeq lists its product as uncharacterized. The record is from RefSeq and is a predicted model, not a curated record. The transcript is spliced from 2 exons. The coding region runs from base 263 to 1567 and encodes 434 amino acids. Lineage: Eukaryota; Metazoa; Arthropoda; Insecta; Diptera; Syrphidae.
UAAUUUUUCUGACAUUUUAAAUAUCAAUUUUUAAAUUUCGAGUGAAAGGCAUUUUGCAAAAAAAAAAAAGAGACCAAAAAAAUAUCUAUAACUUUGGAUUGUACUAAAAUUCUGUUAAAACGGCUAAACUGCAGAGUUAAUAAAGAACCAUUAUUAAAUGAUCAUUUUCUAGAAUACUUUUUUUUCGAUAUUCAAGUAAAAAACAUCGGAGAGAAACGUUGAAGUGAACUGUUGUCGAAUUGAAGCUUCUUUUACUGAAUGAAUGGAAUAUACAGGAUAUCAAACUGAGCAAGGCUUUGAUUUGCAUGCCGAUCAACAUAAUAAUCAACUUUACCCAAGUAGACUAUUCAACUAUUUACCGGUUGAAAGAAAUAUACAUCCAUUUGAUCACCCUGAUUUAAUAUUUCCUGAUCGUUCCUAUCAUCAAGACCAUAUUGAAUAUAGAAGUGCUCCAGAAGAACAGCAUCAUCAAACUUAUUUUUGUCGAAAACGUCGUUGCUGUCAUUUGAAUAUUUGUGCUGAUUCAAAUCAAGCACCAUCUAAACUUCCACAACCUAUAAAAAUGGAUAAAACUAUUGAACCCAAAACUAAGCCGGAGAAGAAAAAGAAAACAAUUAAGGAGCCUCCCUCAAAGCAAGUUCCUAAAGUUACCAAACCUAAACCAAGUUCAGAACCCAAGGAAGAUCCUAUCCCAGAACCAGCACCAAAGGUAUCUAAAGAACAAUAUCUAUCUUGUUGUUCAUCAUGCUGCGUCAGUACAAAGUGUUCAUGUUGUGGAUCAUCUUGUUUACAUAAACAUCGAAAUUCAAGUAAAACUGAUGAAGCAAAUUGUGAAGAAGAUGAAGAUCCUUCUGAAGAAUUCUUUUGUGCUGUUCGAGAAUCAAUGGAAAAUGCUGUUAAGAAAGCUUUUGAUAACGUUUUUGGACGAUAUUUUGCAUGUUGUAUAUCCAAAAUUGACAGUUUGACAUGUCGAGUUGAACGUACUGAAUAUCUGCUGAAAAAAAUGCACAAAGAUUUGAAAUUUCGUAUUUGCGUUUUGGAUCGUAGUAAUAGUCAACAAUUUCAGUAUCUUUGUGAUCAAGUGAAUAAAGAUAAAUACUUGAAGAGUUCUUCGGAAUCACAAGGAUGUAAUCGUAAAAUGAAAUGUAAGCCACCAAAAAACUGGCGUGAGCCUAAGCAAGCUCCUUGUGAAUCUAAGCAACCUCGUUGCGUGCCCAACCAAUCUCGCUGCCAACCUAAAGAAUCGAGUUCAAGUGACAACUGUAGAAGAGAUGUGAACUUGAGUAGCAAAUCAAAAUGUGGAAAUAAAUUCGGACAAGUUAAAAGUCAAUAUUGGAAUUGCGGUCAACAAAGUGACAAUAAUUCAGCUGAAAAUUCUUACGAUUCUGGUCAAAGUUGUGAAGAAGUUGUUAUUAACGAAACCGAUUUAAAAGAAAAUGAAUCGAAAAACAAAAAAACUAAAUCAAGUAAAAUUGGAAAUAAUGAGGAAACGCAUCAGCGUAAACGAAGUAGAAGUAGUGAUGGGAUCAGUACAACGUCGAAGAAGAAAAACAGAGUUGUUAUUUGAUUU